Messenger RNA from Anneissia japonica, 3965 nucleotides. RefSeq names its product tropomyosin-like. Gene Ontology annotation, molecular function: actin filament binding. NCBI's taxonomy places the organism in Eukaryota, Metazoa, Echinodermata, Crinoidea, Comatulida, Comatulidae. Gene Ontology annotation, biological process: actin filament organization; muscle contraction. Gene Ontology annotation, cellular component: actin filament. The transcript has 9 exons. The record is from RefSeq and is a predicted model, not a curated record. The coding region runs from base 341 to 1069 and encodes 242 amino acids.
AGCAGCCCAACCCACUUUAAGUUGUGUGUGUAUUGGGCCAGCCAUAGUUACAUUGUGAAUUAAUACGCAAUACUUCUAACGGUGUCUAGUAAGCUAUCUAUUUUUCAAGCUGAAAAUUUUGUAAUUUUAUCAUUGCGUAUACAUUUGUUUACGUGUUGAUUCGGGUGAAACCUGUUAUAAAUAUUUCGUAUACAUUGAACUAUUUACGACGCGUACUUGGCUAGCCUAGCGGAGUUGAGUAAAUCAAAUACUUUGGGUAUUUCUCCAGCACACACACGGUCCACAGGCGGCGUAAAAGAAUUAUAUUAUUGACUAGAUUGUAAAACAGUCGUGAUCUAUCAUGGAAAAUAUCAAAAAGAAGAUUGCCAGCCUAAGGUCAGAAAACGAAGGACUGCAAGAAAAAGCGGAUGAAUUAUCACGACUGCUAACAGAGCAAACACAAAAAACAGAAGAGGCUGAAUUGGAGAGAGAUAACCUUGCACGACGACUUCAGCUCCUAGACACAGAGUUUGAGAAGGCAAACGAAAGAGUAACUUCUCUAACUGGCAAAUCGGAAGAACUUGAGCAGAGAGUAGAGGAGAGUGAUAGGAUGAGGAAAGUACUUGAAGACCGUAGCAAUACAGAUGAUCUAAAGAUUACUGGAUUGGAAGAAAGUGUUCAGAAAUUAAAGGAGCUAGCUGAAGAAACUGAUCGCAAAUUUGAGGAGGUUCAAAGAAAAUUGACAGUAACUGAAGGUGAAUUGGAACGUACUGAAGAACGAGCCAGUCAAGCGGAAGGCAAAGUGCAGGAGCUGACGGAUGAAACUUCACUGCUACAAAAUCAAGUCAAGGAACUGACAAGGGCUGAGGAGACUGCCAGCGAGAAGGAGGACAUGUUUGAAAAGAAAAUUAAGGAACUUUCAUCAAAGAUGACAGAGUCUGAGACAAGAGCCGAGUUCGCUGAGAGGUCCGAGAAGACGAUCCGUGUCGCAAUUGAUCAAUUGGAAGAGGAGCUACAAACAGAGAAACAUAAAUAUGUUACUGUUAAGAACGAAUUGGAUGCAUUGUUGUUAGAAGUCAAUGAGAUGUAAAUAAAGUGGAUGAUGAGCAGGUCAAGCAAAAGAACCUAGACAUUCGAUGGAUUGUGACCAAUUAAUCGUAGACAUAGACAGUGUUUAGAAAAAAAAAUGAUGCUGGGCAGGAGAAAGCAGUAGAUGGCAAUGACGACAAGCACAUAUAGGAGUUUUUGAUUCCUUUCUUUUUUAAUUUAUUAAUAUUUUUAGUGCCUGUUGAAAUGUUUUCCAUCUUGCUUGCCUGUUAGUUGCCAUUGCAACAAGCAGUUGCUUGACCUCAUUACCAAAUGAUGGAGUUUUGAUGACCAAUAAUGUGUGGAGUCCUCUUUUUAUAUAUAAAAGUGAUUGAUUUAUAAUACUUAUUAUUGGACAAUUAUCUUUUGUGUCUUUUCUUAGCUAAGUAAUUUGUUCACUGUGUAAACAUAUUCCUACAAGCAGGUGAUUACUAUUUUAGAUUUUCAGAAUCAUUUUCAAAAUUAAAUCCAAAGUAGCUAGUAAGCAUAGAAUCUGCCAUUGUAGGGAGAUGUAGUUUGAAUGAAGUUGGGCUUUUCUAUGAUUUUUUUAAUGUACGUACAUAUAAGUUACUACACCUGGUUUGUACCCAUUUGUAAUUGAUAUAUACUGUUUGGCGGCCUACAUAUUAUUAGAAUUAUUUUGUAGAAAGGCCUGUUUUGUAUCAGGUCUCGAUUAACCCAUACUUAGUCUUUAAAAUUAAUAAUUUUUUUAUCAUGUUGUAAGAUGAGAACAUUAUCACUGAUACAAAUUUAAAUAUUAAAAAAAACGUUAAUUGUCAUUGUCUAACAAUAGUUUUAUGCUAAAAUUAUACAAAUGAUUGUCUGAUAUUUUUUUGCUAGACAUUCCAUUGAGUGAUGAAAAAAUAGAUAUACUGUAGAUGAAUUAACUUUUUAGGAAAAGAGGGCGUGGCUUUUUUAGGCACUGUAUAGGCUAAAAGCACACAGUGGUGGUGGUGGUGGUAUUGAAUGUAACUUUUUGAAAAAAAUUAGAAUUUCAGAUUACUGAUAAGUGCACAUAUGCAUAAAUCUAUGUAUGUAGAAUAUAUAAUAUCAGUAUAUAUGUAUUGUGAUUUUAAUGUUAACCUUUUUUCCUCAGCCCAUUUUUCGCUUGGUUGCUUUUUUGUGCUAACAAGUAUUUACUAUAAUGAUAUUGACAAUUAUUUUACCUAAAGUGCUUUUAUUUGGUGCUUAUGUAUUAUUGCUUUCUUUCACUCUCUUAUCCUUUUCUAUCCAUCUCAUUCAUUUUUUUCUUUUCGCUUCUUGCUCUGCCUUCCAGAUGAGCUGUUUAUGGAGAAGGAGAAAUCUCGACGGGUGGCUGAUGAGUUGGAUCAGACCCUGGCCGACUUGAACGCUAUGUAAAUCUUCAUACUAUCGACCCUGCUACUCGACAACCUUUCUCUAUUUCUGUAUCCCUCUGUUUAUUAUCUCUGCUUCCCUGUUAAUAACGAUGGAAGAUUAAAUUGUAAUGAAAUUCGCCAUUUCUGGAGUAUCAGCCUGUUCUGAACUUGAAUGCUUAUUUCUAUCUUGAAAUUUAUUUAUCUUAUUUAUUUUUUUUACUAUUACACUCCAAUGUGAUGCUGUGUAGGGGGUAGGGAUACCCUUCCUUCACGGUUCCCUACCCCCAGAUGUAGUUAGACCCGAACAUUGAAUCAAUUAAGUAUACAAAAAAGGAGAGUUUGUCAUGCAAAAAUCAUUAAUGGGAAGGAGCGCAUAAGGAUCGCUAUGGAAGAGUGUUGAAUGACGACAAAUGCUUUAGGUAGACUUAAUGUGUAAUUAUAUAGGCUUUAGUAGCACCCAUAAGCAAAAAAAAGUGUAAAAAUUUAAAAAAAUGUAUUAAAAAUUAUUGAUACGUAGGCACUGCACAUGAAAUAAUCAUUAUUGAAACGAUAAAAAGACAAUUGUAUUUUUGGCAGUAAACUACAAACACAUUGAUCUUGGGUAUCAUAACAUUUAUCAGUAUUACUGUACAAGAAAAUUCAGUGAAAUUCUGUUAUUACAACAAAUUAUGACAGAUUUUUGGGCAAUAUUUCAGAGGCUCGUAAACUGCUUCCAUUUGUAUUCACUACCGGUCGCAUUAUUUAUGUAUUUUGUUUUAAAUGUUUAGUUUCCAUGUUUCGACAGCUGAUAAUAUAACAAAAUUCCCUUUCCUAGUAAACGGGCCAUGAUUUGAUUGGUUAGAUUACAUUAAGUAUGGCAUUAUCAACCAAUGACCAGCCUUGUCUGUGAUGGUAUAGUUACCACAUGCAUUCACGUUACUGCCAGUCAUGUCGAAAUUUUGAAAAUUGUAGUCACUGUGCCAGGUCGCAUUUGUAUUUAUACCACAACUAUAAUAUAUGAUGAUAUUAGCUUGAAUUACUUUUUAUAAUGUUUUUUCUUUAUUCCAAAGAUGUUAAGAUUAGCUGUAUAUGAAGUUAGUUACAAAUUCAGGCCUUGGAUACGAUUUUUCUUUCUAUUUUUAAAUUGAUUUAAUGCUAUAUUGAUUUCUUAAUAGUAUUAACUGCUUGAUCUCGUGCAGUGUUUUUUCGUCAGAAAAGAGUACAGUAGUAAGUUAUAUUUGGAACUAUUGUAGACUAUAGGCCUACCAUGAAUCUAUGCUAGGAAACAACAUUAUCUAUGUUUAUAAAAAUCCCUAGUUUCAUUUUCGUUGUGAAUCUUAACGAACGUUACAUCGCCAGAUGUUAGCGAGUAGGUUAAAUGAUAAUCCUCCACGAAAUCGCAACAAGAUUGUAUUUUAUACAUUAUGUGAUCUCAUGGUUCGCAUUAUCAUGUAGUCCAUGUUUUCCCCGUACAAUGAAGGAUGAACCAACAGAGGGCAUAAAAUCUAGGUCCCUGUUUGUUCGUGUUAGCCUACACGACAGUCGCCCCGUUUGAGCAAACUAAUAAAAGUAAUAAUUACAUAA